AUGUUUUCGGAUCUAAAAAAAUAUUUAGUACUCUUUACUUUAAUGUUAUUUGUUGCUAGUGACAAUAUCGUUAGGGUUAAACGCAAUGACAUUGAUCUGCCGACAUGCAUUGAGAAAUUCAAUGUACAUAGAGAUAAAAUUAUUAGAACGCAGGAUUCCCAAAACAUGGGGGCGAAAUAUUUAAACGAAUUAGACUUGGGAUCUAGGGAGGAAUGUUUGCAUCUGUGCUGUGAGACUGAGAAUUGUGAUGUUUUUGUUUUUGAAGAAAAGAACUCCGGUAGUUGCUACUUGUUCCAGUGUGGUCCGCCAGAAGACUUUAAGUGCAAAUUUACCCAUCACGUGAAUUACUCGAGCGCUAUAUUGUCUAUAAAUAGACACUUGCCCGAUUUAGAAAGCCAAAUAAAGCUUACGAAGCACGAACAAGAUUUGAACAAACUAAGGAAAACCGAUAUUGAAUCAGAAGCUCCAGUGCAUCUAGUACCGGAUGUUCGAACAACACCUUCAACCACAACAACGAUUUCGCCUAUCAGGGAGAUAAUUCCCAUUACCAAGAAUUCCAAAGUUGCCGAGGAAGAUCCAAAAUGUACUCGUUUUCAAUUUGAAUGUCGUUCGACCCGAGAGUGUAUCGCUAUUUAUAAUGCCUGUGAUGGAAUCCCCCAAUGCGCCGAUGGAAGUGACGAAGGUCCAGAAUUAGGAUGCCCGGAAUCUUCCAUAACAACAGCUACAGCUCUUCCUGUUGUACAUGUCAAUAAUGUGCCUAUACAACCUCUACUUCAAGUCAGAUAUGACGCUAAUAUUCAACAACCGCAGCUUCCCAUCCCCCAACCAAACAUGUACUUACAACAACCCCAACCUCCUCGUGACCAGCCCCAAAUCCUAACACCAUCCAUCCAGCGCAAUCCCGAAACAGCUGAUUACAUGCAUUCAAGCGGAAGCAUGAACGUCAACCCCAGAUUGCAGUACGAAUCCCCCCUUCAACCGUACGUGCCACAAUUACCGGCCAUGCAAGGACAACCCAAUUGGAUCGGACAUCAAUCAAAUCAGAUGCCUCCACAGAUUCCUCAGUAUGCUGAUAAAGCCAGUCGCAUAUUCAAUCAUAAGGAGAGCGGUUUUCAAGUGCCUGAUGGACAAGAGAUCAGGUAUAAUAAAUAUAAAGGGGCUAUGCAGUAUCUGCAUCGCGCCCUUGGAUAUUCAAGCGCUAGUAAUACCGCAGGUCAAGCUUCUGCAGCCUAUCCAAAAGUCGGAAAUUACUACCCGGAAAACAGUUACAGACAACCGAUUCAACAAGAAAAUUGGCCCUCAGAUGAUGGUAUUUAUGAACAACGUAAUGCACAGGAGAAUAUCCAAAAUAGAGAACAAAAAAUAGACUACAAACCUAAUUUAGGAAGGCAGCAAAUAUCAAACACUGUAAGGAAUGAUGAAGGAAUGAAUCCUAAGCACGUUCAGGAACAACUAGCCCACGACCUGAAACAUUCUAAAGAAAACAUGGAACAUGCGAAAAUUGAUACCAGCAAAGUGAAGAUAACGAAGCAUUUACAUCACGAAGAAGAGCAGUACCCGGACGUGGUAGCUUACAAAUUAAGUGGAGCUGACGAUCUAGAGGACGGAAUUGCGCAUACGCAGAAAGGAGCAGUUCUAUCUGUAUCGCUUGGCUUAAUAAUAACUUUUAUCAUGGCCGUCUUAAUUGGAUGCAGAUUGAAGGUAGUGCGAAGAAGAAUAAGAAAAGGUGGUAAAGCAUACGCCCACGACGCUGACUUCUUGGUUAAUGGAAUGUAUUUGUAA
Diabrotica balteata is the source of this 1782-nucleotide messenger RNA. NCBI's taxonomy places the organism in Eukaryota, Metazoa, Arthropoda, Insecta, Coleoptera, Chrysomelidae. The record is from the annotation of a GenBank genome assembly.